CGUGUGAGCCCCGUAGGGCCGGGGAGGCACUAGCUGCCGCGCGGGGAGGAGGCCGAGGCCGCAGCUUGAGGGAGGCCCCGGCCCCUCUGCGCCUGUGUCUGGCAGAGCCGGUGUGAGACCAAGAGACAAUCCUUCCCAGCCGCCGGGAUAAUCAAGAGUUUCGGCCGGAACUUUGAACACACACCGAGAUAGUGAGGAGCCAGACGAAAAGCACAGACUAUGGCGCUGAAACGGAUUAAUAAGGAACUUAGUGAUUUGGCCCGUGACCCUCCAGCACAAUGUUCUGCAGGUCCAGUUGGGGAUGAUAUGUUUCAUUGGCAAGCCACAAUUAUGGGACCUAAUGACAGCCCAUAUCAAGGCGGUGUGUUCUUUUUGACAAUUCAUUUUCCUACAGACUACCCCUUCAAACCACCUAAGGUUGCAUUUACAACAAGAAUUUAUCAUCCAAAUAUUAACAGUAAUGGCAGCAUUUGUCUCGAUAUUCUAAGAUCACAGUGGUCUCCUGCUUUAACUAUUUCUAAAGUUCUUUUAUCCAUUUGUUCACUGCUAUGUGAUCCAAACCCAGAUGACCCCCUAGUGCCAGAGAUUGCAUGGAUCUAUAAAACAGACAGAGAUAAGUACAACAGAAUAUCUCGGGAAUGGACUCAGAAAUAUGCCAUGUGAUGCUACCUUAAAGUCAGAAUAACCUGCAUUAUAGCUGGAAUAAACUUUAAAUUACU
Molecule: messenger RNA, 719 nt
Organism: Balaenoptera musculus (blue whale)
Lineage: Eukaryota; Metazoa; Chordata; Mammalia; Artiodactyla; Balaenopteridae
Product: ubiquitin-conjugating enzyme E2 D3-like
Exons: 1
Coding region: 220-663 (147 amino acids)
Biological process (GO): protein K11-linked ubiquitination; ubiquitin-dependent protein catabolic process
Cellular component (GO): nucleus
Molecular function (GO): ubiquitin conjugating enzyme activity
Source: RefSeq, a predicted model, not a curated record